AUGAAAUCUCUCUUCGCUCGUUUCUUCCUCAUCCUGCCCUGGGUCCUGAUUGUUUUCAUUGUGCUGGAGAUUGACCCGGGAAGACCAUCUAUCCGGAGCCCUCUCCCCCCAUCCCAGCUCUCCAGGAAUCCCGGGCUGCCUCGCUUGGAGCCAAUUUCUAACCAGUCUAUUCCCACCAUUUAUGCAAUCACGCCGACCUACAGCAGACCGGUGCAGAAAGCUGAGCUCACCCGGCUGGCUAACACCUUCCGCCAGCUCGACCAUUUCCACUGGGUCCUGGUGGAAGAUUCCGCUUUCAGGAGCCGCCUGGUGAGUGACCUGUUGGCACACUCGGGGAUUCCUUCCUACACCCAGCUCCAUGUGCAAACCCCCCGGAGGUACAAGCGGGCAGGCUUACCCCGAGCUACCGAGCAAAGGAAUGAGGGGCUGCGCUGGGUCCGCAGGAACAGGUCAUUCCACAACUCCGGGGUGGUCUUCUUCGCUGAUGAUGACAACACUUACAGCCUCGAACUAUUCCAGGAGAUGCGUUUGACCCGUAAAGUGUCUGUGUGGCCAGUCGGAUUGGUGGGCGGACGUCGCUAUGAGCGCCCAUUGGUGGAACAAGGUCAUGUGGUCGGUUGGUACACAGGCUGGAGACCAGACAGACCCUUCGCUAUAGACAUGGCAGGAUUUGCCGUGAAUCUGAAAGUUAUUCUAUCAAAUCCUAAAGCUGUCUUCAAACGGGGUGGAUCACAACCAGGAAUGCAGGAAUCAGACUUUCUGAAACAAAUUACAACUGUCCAAGAGCUUGAGCCAAAAGCUGCUAACUGCACUAAGGUGCUUGUUUGGCACACACGGACCGAGAAGGCAAACCUUGUUUUUGAGCCUAAACACAACCAGGACGUAAUUCACAUUGAAGUCUAG
Messenger RNA from Carcharodon carcharias (great white shark), 903 nucleotides. RefSeq names its product beta-1,3-glucuronyltransferase 2 (glucuronosyltransferase S) (gene b3gat2). Gene Ontology annotation, molecular function: galactosylgalactosylxylosylprotein 3-beta-glucuronosyltransferase activity. Gene Ontology annotation, cellular component: Golgi membrane. NCBI's taxonomy places the organism in Eukaryota, Metazoa, Chordata, Chondrichthyes, Lamniformes, Lamnidae. The record is from RefSeq and is a predicted model, not a curated record. The coding region runs from base 1 to 903 and encodes 300 amino acids. The transcript is spliced from 4 exons. Gene Ontology annotation, biological process: carbohydrate metabolic process; chondroitin sulfate proteoglycan biosynthetic process.